Molecule: messenger RNA, 333 nt
Organism: Cydia amplana
Lineage: Eukaryota; Metazoa; Arthropoda; Insecta; Lepidoptera; Tortricidae
Product: chorion class high-cysteine HCA protein 12-like
Exons: 2
Coding region: 32-325 (97 amino acids)
Source: RefSeq, a predicted model, not a curated record
CAAGUAAAUUUGAAAGUUAAGGAACAGCACCAUGUCUCCCUUCACCGUGUUCGUGCUCUGCCUCCAGCUCUGCCUGAUUCAGUCCGUGUUGACCCAGAAGUGCUGCGGUUCGGGUAAAAACUCCUACAGCUCCGGCAGUAGCUGCGGCUCGUACGGCGGGGAGGGCUGCGGACAGGUGGGCGCGGCCGGCAACAUCGACGCGUGCGGCAAAACCUGCGUCGAGGGCUCCGUGCCCGUGCUCGGCUCCGUCUGCUUCGGCGGCUGCGCGCCCGCCUGCGGCUCCGUCUCCAUCUGCGGAAAAUGCUGCGGAUGCGGAUGCAAAUAAAUUACCCA